Messenger RNA from Naegleria gruberi, 1238 nucleotides. Its product is annotated as DHDD domain-containing protein. The transcript is spliced from 5 exons. The coding region runs from base 1 to 1206 and encodes 401 amino acids. The record is from RefSeq and is a predicted model, not a curated record. NCBI's taxonomy places the organism in Eukaryota, Heterolobosea, Eutetramitea, Acrasida, Naegleriidae. Gene Ontology annotation, molecular function: metal ion binding.
AUGUGGAAAGGUUGGAAUGAUCUUGUGGGCACAGUGACUGGUGGAAAUCAUCACACCUCUACGGAAAAUAGUGAAGAAAGUGAGGCAUCAAAUGAAGCAACAAAUAAUUCCUCCUCCGUACCAUCAUCAGAAUAUUACACCAAAGAUGAUUUUGAAUUGAUCAAUAAUAAGGAAGAUGCAGAAAUACAUUUAGUUAUUUUAAUUGCAGGAAUGGGUGCUAGAAAGGGACAUUACCUUUCCGAUUCACUUCUUGUUCCUUUUGGUAAAUGGUUUGAUAUUAACAAGUGUCAACAAGCAAUGAAAGAAGAAGUUUCCAAUUGUUUCAAAUCUUAUGCAAAUGAUCAGGUUAAAAAGAGAUCUCCUCAUAUUUUGAUUCGAUCAAUUGAUUAUUGUUCAACUGUUAGAGAAGAAGGAGGUUAUAAUGAAAAAUUGAAUCUUAUUUCAAUGAAAUCAGGUGUUCAAUUCCUUCGUUUAAUUGCCAAUGAAUCAAUGAUUGAUGUUUUAAUGUAUAAUAGUGAAAAAAUCAAACAACAAAUGCAAACUACUGCUGUCAAACAAAUUAAUGAAAUAUUUGAGGAAUUUAAGGAUGUUCCAAUCAAAUCAGUUUCAUUUGUUGGACAUUCACUUGGUUCUGUUCUUGCCUUUGAUAUUCUUUAUCAACAUCAAGAAUCUGGAAAUACUCUUUUAAAGAUGAAUCCUAAUAGAUGCUUUUUAGUUGGAAGUCCACUUGGUUUGUUUUUGACAAUGUCAGUUCAAACAACCAACCAAUAUUUAGAAGCAUUCCAUUGUGUUAAUCCUCAAACAAAUAAGAAACAAUUAUUGAAGGAAAUUGAUGUUUAUCACUUGUACCAUCCUUAUGACCCUGUUGCUUAUAGAUUGGAUCCUCAUUUAGAUUCUAGAUUUGGAAAACAUGAUCCUCAUAGCUUGGAGUAUUUUGCUAGAAGAUUUAAUCCAAAUCAUUAUGUCAAUCAAUUCAAUAACUAUAAAGCUAAGAUAUUUGGAAAUCAAGAAAAGAUUGAUGAAGAAUUAAGUGAACUCCUUAAACAAUAUGAAAUUAUUGAUUAUUGCCUUCCAGUAAACUCUGAGCUUGUUAUUAAUGAGUAUUUGAGUGCUGGUGAUGUACAUUUGAAAUAUUGGAACAAUACUGAAGUUAUUUGUUUCAUUUUAGAGAAAAUGAAUUUGAUUUCUGCCAACAAAUCUGAAUAAAAUCCGCCAGCUAUUUUGUACAUCAGCUUCCU